Messenger RNA from Saccoglossus kowalevskii, 1684 nucleotides. Its product is annotated as lymphokine-activated killer T-cell-originated protein kinase homolog. Gene Ontology annotation, biological process: peptidyl-serine phosphorylation. NCBI's taxonomy places the organism in Eukaryota, Metazoa, Hemichordata, Enteropneusta, Harrimaniidae. Gene Ontology annotation, molecular function: protein serine/threonine kinase activity; ATP binding. The record is from RefSeq and is a predicted model, not a curated record.
UGAAGCGGUAAUUUUGAAAGUAGAACAACAAUAUAAUUUGUGAAGAUGGAUAUAAGAAGUCCUCUUUCGCCUCAUAACUUCGCUACCCCAACACAGCCAUCUAAAUACAGACGUGUUUCUGGUAGAUCUUCGCAACUAUCUAUUCCAGCGUCGCCGUUUAUGAAAAAGUUGGGAUAUGGUACUGGUGUAAUGGUUUAUUUGUAUGAACGAAGUCCUGCACCUAGCGGUUACAGAUCACCAUGGGCAAUCAAGAAGGUGAACUCAAAGACAAAACAUCUAAGUAGAGAUAUGGAAUGUAGACUAAAGAAAGAAGCUAACAUAUUGAAAGAACUGAAUCAUGUUAACAUUGUAGGAUUUCGUGGGCUUGGUCAAACGCCAGAUGGUAGUUUCUGUUUAUCAAUGGAAAAUGGGGAGAAAUCAUUGCGAGACUUAAUUGACGAGAGAGAGGAAUUUGGAGAUGGUGCUUUUGCUGCCAGAGAAAUUUACCAAGUGGCUGUAUCAGUUGCAGAGGGAUUGAAUUACCUUCACAAUGAGAAGAAACUGUUGCAUGGUGAUUUGAAAAGUGCUAAUGUUCUUAUAACUGGGGAUUUUGAGUCCAUCAAAAUAUGUGACUUUGGUGUUGCACUUGCAUUGAAAGAUGACCUAUCUGGUCUGAAGAGGAAGUCUGAUUUUUACAUUGGUAGUGAACCAUGGAAGUGUAAAGAAGCCAUUAAUGGUGAUGAGAUCACUGACAAGGCAGAUAUGUAUGCAUAUGGUUUAAUAAUUUGGGAAAUGAUGACACUCUCAGUACCUCAUACUGAUUUACUAGAUUACUCCACAAAUGACGACAGUCAAGAUUCUAGUUAUAAUGAAGACUUAUUCAACGAAGCUUUGGGAAGUCGUCCACCUUUACCGGAUGAAGAGAAAUUACUCAAGGAGCCUAAUUACCAACCACUUAUACAACUCUUCCAUACGUGUACUGAAGAAAAUCCAAAGAAAAGGCCUUCUGUUUCUCAGGCACUUGAAGCUUUGAAGUCUCUACAAAUGAAUUAUAUUUAAUGAAUCAUAAUGUAACAAAAUGUUGGAAGCAGCCACUAUGUGCAUGCAUCUCACAGGAUAUGCAGUGUGUGAUCCAAAGGUUACUGACACACACAGACGCUACUAGUGUUGGUCAUUUUGGGUGAUUCAACACUUAAUACAGUAAUUUAGAGAAUACCUAAGAAACUAGUUUCAACCAGUGUAUAUACAAAAUCUUAUCAAAAUUUCAUACUAUAUAUAACACAACUAUCUAGACUCAGAAUCUGUGAUAUUGUCUGCUGUACGUUCAUCAAUGUCUCUCAUCUUCAUUUGUCUUGGUUCAUUUAGCCAGCCAUUGUCUCACCUUCUGUUCAGCUCGUGUGUCAUCAUUGGCAAAUGAAUUUGUUUUAUUUACAUUGUUAUAAGCUGUGCCAAAUUAGAUAUAAUCAUUUCACCAAUAUGAAAUGUGUUUACAUCUAUCCAGUAAACAGCUGAAUACAGAGAAACAUUAUUUGUUGUGUGUGUAGUGGCAUACGACUAUGAGUGGAACACCCACAUAUAUUCUUUGUGAGACUCAGUCUCAAUGACUUCAAACAAAACACAAGUAGGUUAUAUAGUAUUUUAAUUUAUUGGAAAAAAAGCUCUAUAUCUGCCAGAUUAAUUUUAAUAAAGUACAAUUUAUGUAUAU